AUCAUUGCCCUCUCUCCCCCAUUUCUCUCCCCCCUCAAUGGUAUUUUUCUCCUUCCGCCCGCCGCCUGCCUCCUUUAUGCGCCGCCGUGAUUCGCCGCCUCCUUCCGCUUGCCUCGAAGGCACACUUCGUCGGCACGCCUUGCCUCGCACCCUAGCUCACGAUCUGCUCCAUCCCGCACCGAAACAAUAACGGCUGGCCGACGACUCCAUCCCACUCCAAAACGGCGACAACACUACUACCUGGAUAACAUACCCUCGAUUCCAAACCACGACUACAACAGACGCACCUAUUCGAUUUCUACAAACCCUACCCAAAAUCGGUAAAAAUUUCAUUGCCCCCUGGAACCGUGACUCCGUCGUCUCCAGCUGCGAAGGCUGAUUUGCCCCUUCGGCUUUUAAAAUUCCGAAUCGGCUAAUUCAAAACCCUCAUCGAACCCACCGCCUAGCUCCUCCUUACACCGUCUGCCUCCUUCGCCAUCUCCAACAGCAAGAAGAUACAGUUAAAAACUCUUUGCCGCCACUGGCCAGCAAGAAUCGGCUGGCUUCUGAAGAUGCUAAAAAUUGGUCAACAAAGAAAAAUCUUUUGGUUGUGCUAAAAACAAAGAAAAAUCGGCGGCGCGAAACCCUCACCGCCUGUCUAACCCGCCGAUCUGCCGCGCCUGCCUCGCUGCUCCACCGGUCUGGCGAGGCCAGACCGCUAGCACCCGACACAACCGCCGCAAGCAUUUCCAUCACCAUUCCGAAGCUACCAUGGAGACACAUGGGAGUAUUGCUAAUGAUCUCUAUUCAAAUAUCCUGGAAUCAUCAAGUGUUGAUUCAGAUAGAAGAAUUAAUACAGUCCAAGUGAAUGAUAAUUUCCAUGAAAGCGAUGCAGAUGACUUGUGGUAUGAUGAUGACUCUUGUGAAGAUUCUGUUGAAAAAUCGAGUAAAGCACUCGAUAUGGACAGGGAGUGGAAUAGGAGGCAUGAUCAAUUCCACACGUUAGGCUAUCGUGAUGGUCUCAUCGCUGGCAAGGAAACUGCCUUACAAGAAGGGUUCAAUAUUGGUUUCAAGGAUUCUGUGCUUACUGGAUACAAUUGGGGUCGUGUGAGAGGGAUUAGUAGUGCUAUGGCUUCCUUGCCCAGUGCCUUGAAGGAAAAGUUGGUUGAAUCAGAGGAAACUCGAAAAAGAAUCCAACAGUUGCACGAGUCUGUGCAGUGCAUCUCAUCAACAGAAUCUUUAAAGCUGUUCUAUGAAGAACAGAGAAGGAAAUCACUGAAGCAGGAAACAACUGAACACAGUUCCAGUGGAACCAAUCAAAGCUUGGAUGCAGGUGUUCUUGAGAGUUACCAGGUACAGCUUCAGUCGAUCCUUCACGAAUCUCCUCUGGUUGAAGGCCAUUUGAAAAUAACUCCUUAAUUUCGCUUCCAUACGAAGUACUAUAUUGGAAGAUCUUAGCACAUAGUGAAAAACUGAUAUGUUGUUACAGGCAAAGUGUAAUUCCUCCAAGAUUUUAUCAUAUUGUGCAACUGCUUCAAAGUUUAUCUAACGAGCUUUUUACUUA
Molecule: messenger RNA, 1543 nt
Organism: Salvia splendens (bonfire salvia)
Lineage: Eukaryota; Viridiplantae; Streptophyta; Magnoliopsida; Lamiales; Lamiaceae
Exons: 6
Coding region: 751-1398 (215 amino acids)
Source: RefSeq, a predicted model, not a curated record